UUUAAACAGAGAAACUGAUUUGAAGUAGUAGUGCAUGCAUGGUUGAGCUGGAUCGAAGCAUUUAGCUUUGGGUUUCCGUAGCCAUGGAUGCAAAGAAUUGGGUUUCCGUGGUUCUAUUCACCUUAGCUUUUACUGGAUUCUACGCCAUCAUAUUGCUUCCAUACUCCUCCAAUGGAGUGCUUGGGGAACUAAGGAGCCUCAUCCCAGACAUACUAACCGCAUGGCACUCCACCGCCCCCAAAGCGUUGCAGGAGGAAGCAGCUGGCCGCGUCAUUCUGAGUCCCAAUCUAACAACUUGCCAUCAAUCCCUCUCAGAUGCCGAUGUGCCGGUCUAUUGUUGCCCCCCAAAACGUGAGUCUGAGGAGGCCUUUAUUGAUUUCCAGUUCCCUGACCCUUCUUCAUUAACUCUUCGAAUUCGCCGGCCUGCUCACCUGGUCGACGACGACUAUAUUGCCAAGUAUAACAAGGCUUUAUCCAUCAUGAAAUCACUCCCCUAUGAAGACCCUCGCAACUUCAUGCGACAGGCAAACAUGCACUGUAUCUAUUGUACAGGGGCCUACAACCAACAACACUCCAACUCUCUCCUCAAGAUCCACAGGUCCUGGCUAUUCUUCCCCUGGCACCGAAUGAUGCUCUACUUCCAUGAGAGGAUACUCGCAAGUCUCAUUGGAGAUGACACCUUUGCUCUGCCUUUUUGGAACUGGGAUUCUCCUGCUGGUAUGGUCAUCCCCAGAAUGUACAUGAACGGGUCCUUUCGAGAUCCAGAACGUGAUGCAUCUCACCUUCCACCUCAAGUGGCUGAUAUUGACUUCGAUUAUGUCGAGAGCGGGCUUGACCCUCAAGACCAGAUUGCAACCAACGUCGCCUUCAUGUACAACCAAAUGGUUUCUGGCGCAAAGAAGACUGAGCUUUUCAUGGGUUGCCCCUAUAAGCCAGGGGAAGAGGGCUUUUGUGAUGGCCCAGGAACAAUAGAACUCGCACCCCACAACGCCCUACACACUUGGGUUGGCAGCAACCUGAACCCUGAAAGGGAGAACCUAGGUGCAUUCUACUCCGCUGCAAGGGAUCCCAUCUUCUAUGCACAUCAUUCCAACAUUGACCGUCUUUGGGAGGUCUGGAGAGGGCUUCAAGGAGCCAAGGCAGAGAUCCAUGAUCCUGAUUGGCUAGACUCCUAUUUCUUCUUCCACGAUGAAAAGUCGCAGCUUGUUAGAAUCAAAAUCCGUGAUGUCCUUGACAUCACGAAGCUUGGGUAUGAUUUCCAAAAGGUUGAUCUCCCUUGGCUGAACGCACGGCCAAAGCCCGCUGUGUCACCCAAGAUUGCUCGUUACAUGUUGAAAACAAGGGAAGACGACCAGAACGUAUUGCCUAGACAUACGACGGACAAGGUCGGCUUUAGCUUUGGACCGGAGGGUCGUACCCUAGACACUGCUGUAAGAGUCAAGGUCCCUAGGCCCAAGAUCCUUAGAACAAAGAAGGAGAAAGAAGAAGAGGAGGAGGUUCUGCUUGUAUAUGGAAUUGAUAUCAAGAAGGAUGUGUACGUCAAAUUUGACGUUUAUGUUAACGCCAUUGACGAGACCAGGAUUGGUCCGGAGUCCAGGGAGUUCGCCGGGACAUUUGUUAACAUGCGGCAUGGCGUGAGGUUGGUGAUGAAUAGGGGAGAUGCAACAGUGAAGAGAAAGACCAAUCUUAAGUUGGGAAUCUCUGAAUUGUUGGAAGAUCUGGAAGCAGAUGGAGAUGAGAGCAUCUGGGUGACUUUAGUGCCAAGGGGUGGUACGGGACUGCAUAUCUCCAUUGAUGGUAUUCGAAUCGAAUACAUGCGAUAGAAGCCAACAUAAUUAAUACAUGGUGGAGGACAAAUGAGCUCGUUUUAAUUUUCCUCCUACUGUAUUCAUUUUGAGUUAACUAUUUGUAUGUGGCAAUUUUAGAUAAUGAUAAUUCUUUCUUUUUAUUUUGUCA
Nelumbo nucifera (sacred lotus) is the source of this 1956-nucleotide messenger RNA. RefSeq names its product aureusidin synthase-like. Gene Ontology annotation, biological process: pigment biosynthetic process. Gene Ontology annotation, molecular function: catechol oxidase activity. NCBI's taxonomy places the organism in Eukaryota, Viridiplantae, Streptophyta, Magnoliopsida, Proteales, Nelumbonaceae. The record is from RefSeq and is a predicted model, not a curated record.